Trypanosoma rangeli is the source of this 573-nucleotide messenger RNA. RefSeq names its product ADP-ribosylation factor-like protein 16. The transcript has a single exon. NCBI's taxonomy places the organism in Eukaryota, Euglenozoa, Kinetoplastea, Trypanosomatida, Trypanosomatidae. Bases 1 to 573 code for a protein of 190 amino acids. Gene Ontology annotation, molecular function: GTP binding; GTPase activity. The record is from RefSeq and is a predicted model, not a curated record.
AUGAAAAGCUCGCUCGUCGUUUACGUGCUUGGCUCCUCGGGCUCGGGAAAAACAAACCUGUUGCGGCAGCUCAGUUGCAUGUGCGAAAGCGGCACUCUGCAGGCCCGUCCGAUCCACGACGCCCCAACGCAGGGGCAGGAGGUGCAUUUACUCGGCAUUAAGGCGCCGCAGCAAAAGGUCUUGCCCCGCACAGUGGAACUCCGCGAGGUGGGCGGGGAACUGGCCUCGCUGUGGGAGAGGUUUAUUCGCUCCUGGGAGAACUCCAUCAAAGACAAGGAGGGUGUCAAGCCUGCCUUAAUCUUCCUUGUGGAUGCGUUGUCGCCGCACUUGCUCCCUAUGGCGUCUGUCAUGUUCAGUAGACUGAAGGGCUCCGAUGGGGCAUGCCGCGACUGGCCGACGGUGGUGCUGCUGAACAAGGCACUUGCAAAGAAUGCCAUGACAGAAGAGGAGUUGGGGUUUUUCCUACCAGUGGAGACGUGCAAAAACACACAGUUGUUUGCUGUUGAUUCUUGGAAUGGGCUGGGGCUCGGGGAUGUCAUGGAGUGGCUCAUUAGCAUGGCGUUCUCCGACUGA